Aethina tumida (small hive beetle) is the source of this 1980-nucleotide messenger RNA. RefSeq names its product trissin receptor-like. Bases 222 to 1523 code for a protein of 433 amino acids. The transcript is spliced from 9 exons. Lineage: Eukaryota; Metazoa; Arthropoda; Insecta; Coleoptera; Nitidulidae. Gene Ontology annotation, biological process: G protein-coupled receptor signaling pathway. Gene Ontology annotation, cellular component: plasma membrane. Gene Ontology annotation, molecular function: neuropeptide Y receptor activity. The record is from RefSeq and is a predicted model, not a curated record.
AGUGUAGUAAAUAAGUGAAACGUCUACAAUAAGAUCAUUAAGAAUGCAUGAAAACGAACAGAUUUAGAACUCCAUACUACCACACUAAACUAGGUACAAUGGAAUAGGAGUUUUGUGGAGGUUGGUGUCUUAAGUAAAGGGCAAUCAACGGAGAAGGAAACCGUUACAUUGACUCACUUGAAAACUUUAUCGAUAAGACACUAUUUUAACGACCAAUAGAUAUGGCUGAAGUCACAGAGAUGGAAUCCGAAAACGCAACGGAUACUUCACUGAGUAACGCCAGUUUCAAUGUUACUGAAAUUUAUGGAGACUACAUCUUUGACAAAACGAACAUCAGGGUUUUGUUUAUCAGUCUUUACACCUUGGUGUUUUGUCUCUGCUUUUUUGGAAAUUUCUUGGUCAUAUUGGUGGUAACUAUGAGUAGAAGAUUAAGAUCCAGCACAAAUUUCUUCUUAGCUAAUUUGGCAGUGGCUGACUUCAGUGUUGCUGUAUUUUGUAUCUAUCAAAACUUGCUAAUUUACUUAGUCGACAGCUGGAUUCUGGGCGAGUUCCUCUGCAAAAUGUACAUGUUCAUUCAAUCACUGAGCAACACGGCUAGCAUAUACAUCCUCGUGGUUAUCUGCAAGGAACGGUUUUUCGCCAUCCUUUAUCCCAUAACCUGCAAGCAGAUACUAACACCCACAAGAUUAAGGAUAAUAAUAGCAGCGGUUUGGGUACAAUGUAUCGUGUACAGCUCGCCGAAGUUCUACUUUGGAAACACCGUGACAAACUUGACUCCAAACGACCAGGGGCAAAACAUCACCGAGACAGUCUGCGUCUUAGACAGGACGCGCUUCAACUCCAAAUUAUUCGAUAUAAUUCACUUCGUACUUUUGUACGUCAUUCCGCUGGCAAUUAUGUCGAUAUUAUACACCUGUAUCGCAGUUUGUUUAUGGAACAGUUCACAACAACUGAAGAAACAAUUAAACGCCUCGAACGAACAGGAAUACACCUUGUGCAGAAAAUCAUCCAGCAAAUAUCGAGUCGACAAAAAGAUAUCCAAUGGCGUUACGAAACUACUUCAAAACACAAAUAGCAACAGCAUGCCCAAUCCAAAUUCCAGUCAGAACGUUUUGAGGGCCCGAAGGGGAGUUAUAAAAAUGCUGAUUAUCGUAGUUUGCGCCUUCGCUAUAUGUCAUCUUCCGUGGCACGUUAGAAAGAUGUGGCAGAAUUGGUCGGAAAAUUAUCAUGGAGAUUCAAAUUUCAGUGCCCUGUUAACGCCACUAACAUUUUUAUCUCAAUAUAUGAAUUCGGCCAUUAAUCCAUUGCUGUAUGCUUUCUUAUCCAAAAAUUUCAGAAGAGGAAUGCGGGAAAUUCUGUUGUGCUCAUACAGACGGAAGAGACAAAUGAACAAUCGCAAUCAUAUGAGCUUGCAUGUGGGAAUUCAACGGCACGCGAGCACAAGAUCGACCAUGAAGGCGAACGCUACUACCGUCACAAUCUUAAACAACGAGCACAGUUCUGAAUGUUCACAUGAAGUAUGAGGAUGCGCUUCCUGUCUCUACUGUUCCAGAUACAGUUGAGGAGACAACAUUGUACUACGAAAGUGAGACUGUAUGUAGAAGAACAAAACUAAUUUUAUAUAAUUUAUUUAUUUAUGUAAUAUAAAUAUUUCUAAUGUAAAUAUAAUGUGAAGAUACCCAAUGUAUAAAAUUAAAAAUUUAUGUAAUUAAUUAAUGAUGUAUAACUAUGUUUUACUUAUAGUAAUUAAUGUGUCUAUUGUAUUCCAGGUCUUAAAUAAUCAAAUUAAUUUUAAAAAUUAAAUUGUCUAUACAAUUGGCGAUCUUUAAUAAUCUACAAACUCACUGAAGUUGUUAAAUAUCAAUUGUACAUAUUUAAUCAAAGACUGCCAGCUGUAUUUAAAACUUAUAAUUGUUAAAUGUUAUAUUCUGUUGUGUGCAAAUAUUGAUAUACAUAUAUAUAUAUAUAUAUACAUAUAUA